UUGUUCUAUGUGGUGUACCUGGCUUUGUUCAGCCUCGCAGUGAUGUGGCCUUCGUGCGGAAAUCAAGUCUUGGACAUCAUAGUCUGUAGCUGGACCUCAUUAAUUGCUCUGGAAUCUGUCCAUCCUGCAGUACGUAUGAGAAAGAAAUACAAAGCCAAGGCAUUCGUACUCAAAGUACUGGAAAUCGGCAUUAUGUUCAUGUUUGUUAUUUUGUACCUGAUGGGAAGAAUCAUCUACUUUGAUCUCAUUGACCCGUAUUCGAUGCGUGUCAUCUUAUGCUUAGGCCUGCUUUAUUUUUACUACAGGAUCAUAGCUAUCUACCUGCCGAUAUCGCCUACUUUAGGCCCUCUUUUAUAUAGAGUGAAACUUAUGGUGCUGGUGGACUUCGUGAAUUUCAUGCGAAUGACCAUUCUGGUAAUCAUCAGCGGUGGCAUAGUCAUCCAAGCAGUCAUGUAUCCUGAUUACCCUUUCAAUAAAGAGCUGUUCAGAAGGACCUUCCAUAAAGCCUGGUUCUCCCUCUUCAUGACUCCAAUUCAUGACCUCAGCGGGGAUAUAAAGUGUGUGAAAUGGUCUGAAAAGAGCUACAAUAGCACAUUUUGCAGAGCUGGUGAAUAUAAGGACGAGAAAUGUCCCAAUGUCGCCUUGUGGGCUUAUCUCUUUAACAUUCAGUAUUUUGUAUUGCUGAAACUGAUUCUGUUAACUCUUCUGUACGCACUCUUCAGUGCAACAGCUUCAAAACUUGCAGCUGAAAGUGACGGCAUUUGGAAAUUCCAAAGAUAUCACCUGGUAGUCGAUUUUUCAAAUCGUCUUCGAUUGCCGGCGCCUUUAAACAUCAUCAGCUACAUCAUCAUUAUAUUACAGUUCCUUCGAUGGCUUUAUCAUCAAGCUUUCUGCUGUAUAUGGCGAAAUUACAAAUAUGGUGACAAAGAGAAGCUUGAUGGACGAAGGUUUUCUAUCAAAGAUUACACAUACUGGAAUCAACUGGCACAAGAUUAUGAUUCCCUUCAGCAGUCCAAAGAACUAGAACGAGAUAUUCUGGAGAAGCAAAUGGAUAUGAUUCAUAGUCUAAUGGAAGAUUUCGUAUAUCAGAAACAAACGAUGCAAAGCCUGAAGAGCUCUGUCAGAGAAUUAGAAAGACUGAUGAAUUAUUCUCACGUCCAUUUAGAAAACAUCAGACAUCUAACAAAUAGAGAUAAUUCUGUGGUGACAUCGUGGGAUAAUCUGACAGAAUCCGGCAGUCGAGGACCCCUGCCAGUCAUGAAUAUCCUUUCCCGCAGAUCUCCGUAUCCAGGAACAAGAGUUCAAAGAUUUCCAGUGCCGGACAAAUACGUUCCUUGGGAAGUAAUGUGGAUUGCCUACGACCCUGUGGCAUUUUCACAGCAACGCCAAGAUUUCCCAGUCAUAUUACAAGCCUAUGUUGACGAGGAUAUUUUACUGCUUCGAGAAAAGCAUGGUCCACAGCAGGCAGUUCCUGUGUACUCUUGGAACAGCGUAUCUGUGAAUCCUGCAGGCAUUGGACUCGAUAGGCAAUCUUGGAUCGUAGGAAAAGACGGCUCUCCUCUUGUUUAUAAGCUGAACAGCGAAGGCGUUCCUCAGAAUCCUAUGGGACGAACAGGUCUCCGAGGUAAGGGUGCAUUGCCACGCUGGGGUCCAAAUCAUUACAUGCUGGUCAUUAUUACGAGGUUCCAAAAAUCCAGAGAAUCACUUUUAUCAACUAAGGGAUUGGAAUUUGUUGUGCUAUGGACAGAGAAACGAUUUCAGCUAUCUAUUCCUGGAGGGUUUGUCUCUGGCGAACAUCGCUACGAGGUCAUCAGGUCCAUGUUCAAACCACAAUUCACGGGAAAUGCUGUUUGGAUUGAGGCAAGUUCUGUAAACCAAUUUUUCCGCGAAUGCGUUGUAUCGAAAGGUGAGCUUUCGGAAUCAACAGAAAGUUUUCCAAGUCUUCAAGAAAUAGAGGAAGCAGCAAAAGUGUCGUGUGAAGUAGUAAAUAAAGGUUACAUGGAUGAUCCUUCGAACACAGAUCAUGCUUGGAAAGAAGUGGAACUCUGGCACGUGCAUUACGAUACGCAGGAUACUAUUUCAGAGAAGUUACAGGCACAAAUGGGUUGGAGGCUCAUAACUGAGGACGCUUUUUUCAAAUUGCCAGCCGGGCAAGCAGUUUUGCUGCAGGACAUUGCCAGAAAAAUGAAAGCCGCAAUUUUAUGAACAUUUGUAGAUAUAACUACCAUUGUUCUUAAUUUCUAAACUAGUGUUUUUUUUCCUGGCUACUACACAGACUCAACCGCACAGCAUGAAGUUUCAUCUUUGAAUUACCAAAGACUAAAAUUAACAAUCACAAACUUACUGCAAAGACUAUUAUAAAAUUAUAAAUUUUUUAGUUUGAACUUCUAAUCAGUGAUACCAGCCUCAGAGAAGGAAAUUUUUUUGUAAAUAAUUUUAUACCGUUUUUAUCAAUUUCAUUACAAUGUGAAGCUUUGUCGGGUUUAGAUAAAAACCUGCCGUUAACUUUAUGAAGAAACCCACCACGACUUUAUCAAACAUCUUGCACACUGAGACGGUAUUUUACAAAGUUCUUAUAAAGCGUACAAAAUCCAUUCAAUAAUGCAAUUGCAGUUAUUUCUUAAUAUUUUUCCUCUGUCGAUAUAUAACGGGUGUUCAAAUGAAAAGGUACGGAACGAGACGGUGGAUAUAUAAAUCGGACGGUCUUUAUUCACCAGUAAUCACCGGAGGCCUAAGCCCACUGUUUCACGAGCCAAAGAUUCUCUCUUCCGAGAAUUCCUGCAGCUGUGUUAAGUCCCUAUCACAUAUGCUUCCGCUAUGUGGGACUGGACUUCGAAAGGCACAUUUCUAAAACCUACGUAGCUAGGUUACCAUUUUCACUUACUAAACAGACCUUGAACGCCAAACAGUAAUCGAUUAUCGAUUAGAUUGGGAUCGCAUGUUCCUUCAGAAGCCGAACUUUCGUCUGAUUGGUUGUACCCGGGACAGAGCUGCAGAAGGAACACUUUCGGCGAAGUUUCAAAGUAUCUCGCGUAGCCGGAACAUCGUUUCGGUAGCUAGGUGGAACUUCGCUUCCAGCGGAGCUGUUUUUUCUAGGAAUCCUUCCUUUAACCCUUCAGCCUAUAACCACGAGUCUGACUCGUGGUAAAGAAUUUGUGCCAUAAACAAAAGCCACGAGUCUGACUCGCGGUAAAGAAUUUGUCUCAUACACAAAAGCCAUGAGUCUGACUCGUGGUAAAGAAUUUGUGUCAUGUACAAAAGCCAUGAGUCUGACUCGUGGUAAAGAAUUUGUGUCAUAUACAAAAGCCAUGAGUCUGACUCGUGGUGAGGAAUUUGUGUCAUAUACAAAAGCCAUGAGUCUGACUCGUGGUAAAGAAUUUGUGUCAUCUACAAAAGCCACGAGUCUAACUCGUGGUAAAGAAUUUGUGUCUAAACAAAAGCCACGAGUCUGACUCGUGCUGAGGAAUUUGCGCAAAAAAUGCCGCGUGUUAUUAUUAGAACAAGCGAUUGGAGUUAUUCUACAUCGAAUAUUUUUCCUUUGAUUGUAAUGUCACAAUUUUUUUUUCAGUUGUUUCUGACAAAACUGUAUGAUCUGUUACUUUAAUUCCGCGUAAAGCUUCGUUACGUUCACAUGUUUCAAAUAUAAUUUCCUAUAAAGAAUUAAAAAGCUCUUAUACCCAUCAUGCCAAACUCUUAACCUCAUCAUACCCCCAUCAUGCAAUUAUUUUUGUCAACUGAUCUACGCCCUAGACGUCUUAAAAAUUACUAUUUGUACUUAAACAUUCUUUAUUAUUUCACAAUUCCUUUCGUUACACUGAAAUAUAUAUGUCAUCAAAAGUAUACAUACUGCGCCAGUUGGGGUACACGGUUGAACAGUUGACUGGCACGGCGCGGGACCGACUUUCUUGUUUACUAUAGUUCACGCAAUUGGCAGAUAUCGUGUAGACCAAGGUGUUAAACCAAUGCUACCAAAAUCUCGUUUCUUAGAAAAAUCCCGUCUAGCGGGAACAGUCGCUAGAUGCGAUAAUCCCUUUAGGAGCCAGUCACUCCCACUUUGCCCAGUUCGACGUCCGAGUUAAAGCGCUUCGCUUUCAGAUGUCACUUCUCACCAGGUCGUUCCGCCUUGUCGAUGAGUUCGCCCGUGAUUACCGUGUUUGCCUGGCCUGAUCUCCGGUCAUCACUCAAACACUCAGGCGUUCAUGAAAACUGACACUCCCACUUUCUGACUUGCCGGACGCCCAGUCUCUCCCGUAAACGGCCGAGCGAGGAACGUCGGCCGGUUUAAUCCCAGAGAAGAUAACAACUCGCUCCUCCUCAUUCCUCGAAUUUUGCAAUGUAAAUGCCAUUACACUCACUGCCGCAUCCAUUGGACUCAACACACAACUGCCUGCGUCUCUCUUGCGCAUGCGCACAACCACGCGGGAACCUACAUUCGCAUUCUUAUAUGUUUCAUUAUGUUAUACCAAAACGGUAUAUUCAAAUUUCAACCGGUUCGGUUGUUACGACGUUUCGUACUUUGUGAUUUGAACACCCCUUAUGACUUAAGCAUGAGAUAUGCUAUUAACCUGAAGAGAUUUCGCAUUUUGUAUUUUUACUGCUAAUUCUUUUUUCUCGUAGCGUUUAUUAAUUUAAUUACUCAAACGCUUUUAUUAAUUCGCGGAAUUGCAUGCAGUAAAAGAUUCGCUAAUAAGUGGUUGCAUGAUGUUCACUUUUUUGCUGAGGAAGACAAUAAUGCGUCGCAACGUUGUUGCCAAGAUUUUAUUAAUACUGUUUCUAUAUAAUUGAAUAAUAUUGUCGAAAAUCUGAUGGCAUUCAAAAUAAAAAAAAUAGCAGCAUGAAAUUACAUUACAUGAAUUAUAUAUUUCUCCCCCACGUUUCCGGCACUUUCCUCAGCAGUUUUUAUGUGGUCGGUACUGUACACUGCGCAGAAAAAAUGGCGCAGUUCUAUAUCUCUCCCGUUCUCCUGGGCCGAUUGACGAAAUUGAAAUUGCGUUUUUCAUGUCUCCAAAGCGCGACUUAUUAUA
Stegodyphus dumicola is the source of this 5024-nucleotide messenger RNA. RefSeq names its product protein ced-11-like. NCBI's taxonomy places the organism in Eukaryota, Metazoa, Arthropoda, Arachnida, Araneae, Eresidae. The record is from RefSeq and is a predicted model, not a curated record.